Messenger RNA from Coregonus sp. 'balchen', 6723 nucleotides. Lineage: Eukaryota; Metazoa; Chordata; Actinopteri; Salmoniformes; Salmonidae. The record is from the annotation of a GenBank genome assembly.
GUAGCCAGCUAGUAGGAGGAGUGAUCUCUAGUGAGUUGGGCCUGGGCAAGACCUGCUAAGGAGAGAGAGCACUGCAGGCAGCGUGGUCCAGUCUGUAGCUGACACCCGGGAAAAAGUUACUUUGAGUGCGAAAGAGCCACCGAAAAGAUGUCUGGAGACGACGAGCCACAAGAGCAGACCAUCGCCGAUGACUUGGUCGUCACCAAGUACAAGAUGGGGGCCGAGAUUGCCAAUCGUAAGUGAAUAUGAAUAUAUAUUUAAUGGAAGAUGGAAGAUGGAAGAGUUUAGACGUGAUAGUCCGCUGGCUAAUGUGCUAACGCUAGCUCAGCUAUCACAAUGCAGCCAUGUGCUGUGUUGCUAGCAGCUAGCGAUAAAUCAAUGACAACGUCUCCUCGGGGCUAGCGUUUGGCCUGUGUAGGUGUCUUAAGCAAUAGUUCUGUCAGUCUCGUAGAUAUCGUAGUAUGAGUUAGCAUAUUAUUGCGAACUAAUAGUAAAAGUAGUCUAUACAUGCACUUAUGUAGCUAACUGGUACCUAGCUAAAUGCUACGUUAGCUAACUGGUAAGCAAACUACCGUCUGAAUAAGUUCGCUAUGAUACCGUUGCAUUUAGCUAGCUACUAUUUUCUAAGUUUAGUUAGUUAGGUAAUUGCCAACGAGUCAUUUUCACUGUCAUGUUUGCCAACUUACUACCGGUAUUUAAAACAAACAGGUCGUUUGCACCGCUCAUAUCUUAACAUACUCGCGCAUGUCAAUAAUCUUGAACUGUUACUGUAACAAGUGAAUCGUGUUCUCUGUGAAGCCUUGGGUGGUCGCUCAUUGUAUAGGGUUAAGGGCCAUCAGCAUCUGUCAGUUUAGUGACAAUGUAUUGCCUCAGACCUGCAACGCAGUAACACAGCUAUACUCCCUGUGCAUCCAGAUAUAGGUACUGUGUAUAUAUACACUUAUUCCCUGUGCAUCAAAAUUGAAGACCUGCCUGCAGUGUGUUCGUAGGAAUGUAUGUAAAUCCAGAUAAUCCCACAUAAUGCUCCUGGGAAGGGAUCGUAAUGUACUUUGCUUAAAUGACAAUCAUAUUUGCCCUAUGGAAGUGGUUAUUGGACCAGCAGAUCUACAUUUUUACAUUUGAGUCAUUUAGCAGAUGCUCUUAUCCAAAGGGACCUAAACAUUUUACAAAUCUACAAGUGACAAUAUCCACGGCCUUGCCUUAUGUGUAUCUAGGUGUCCAUCUCCUGGUCCUAAUAGUAAAUACCUGAAGCUUACCUACCUAACCUCAUGUUCUGUCCUCCUGUGUCUCUUCCUGUCUACUCCAGAGGCCCUGAAGACUGUGGUGGAGGCUGCCAAGGCAGGGGUGACUGUGGUCAGCCUCUGUGAGAAGGGAGAUGCUUUCAUCAUGGCAGAAACUGGAAAAGUCUUCAGGAAGGAGAAGGAUCUGAAGAAAGGUAUGGGCCUCAUCUCAUUGGUUAAGUCAAUGAGUUGUGUUGACAUCAUGAGUCAUGACAGAGUGAAGUGAAGUAGCUCUUGUAGAGUUUUGUAGUUGACUUUUUUCAUUGCAGGAAAGUUUAGUGUUUGGGGGAAUCUCAAGUCUUUUCCUCGUUUACUCAUAUCCUCUCUCCUUGUGUCCUCAAAAGAGAGGGAAGCGAGGAGAGAGGACACAAGGAAUCAAAACACUUUUUAUAUUCUUUGUUGUGCAGAAAGUUACUUUCUUACAUUAUUAAUGUAAAUAAAUGUCUGUACUUUUUGCCUCCCUCAGGCAUUGCGUUCCCAACCAGUGUAUCAGUCAACAACUGUGUGUGUCACUUCUCUCCCCUGAAGAGUGACCCUGAGAUCACACUGAAGGACCGGGACCUCGUCAAAAUGUAGGAACAAUAUAUCUCUGUCUGUAUGGAACUUUUAUGGCCGACUGUCUCAUGGGCAGCUGUUAUUGGAUGAAUCUUUGCCUUCUCUGUAUGGGACCUGUAUGGCUGUCCCUGUUCAACUGUUGGGGCACUACCCUUCCCAUGUCAGUGCAUGGGCCAGUCUGAUGGUCUUGAGUCUCUGUGCCUAUCCUUCAUGUGUUGCUUGUUGUUUUUGCCUGUGCAGUGAUCUGGGGGUGCACGUCGAUGGCUUCAUUUCAAACCUGGCUCACAGCUUUGUGGUGGGAGUGACCAAGGUAGUAGACCAUUGUUGUUUGCAGUGACGGCAUCAGGAUCAUUAGCAAGAGUGCAGAUGAUGUUGAUAAUAUGUUCUGUCUCAUACAGAAUGCCAGCAUACAGAUAUUCACAGAGACGGAUGUUCAGCACAUGAAACAUUACAUGCAUAGUGCAACAGUCAUGUAAUGUUAGACACACAAAGGAUUCAGGUAGACAGCCAUCUAGUACAUGGAAAAUACAACACAUGUGCGUAAUGUAUUUUCCUUUGUAAUCAGUUGCUAUAUUAUUUCACCUUCUCAUCCUCUGUUUUUGCUCCAUCAGGAUGCUCCCUUGACAGGGCGUAAGGCUGACGUUAUUAAAGCGGCACACCUAUGUGCCGAGGCUGCCCUCAGACUGGUCAAGCCUGGAAACCAGGUGAGGUGAUUAGCUAGCGCUUUACUGAGUGGACAGUCAGGGGACUAGCCUGGUCCCAGAUCUGGUUGUGCUCUAUAGCCAACUCCCAUGGUGCAGUUGGCUAUACAGCACAAACCGAGCUGGGAACAGGCUUAUUAGGGAUGCAGUGACAAGUAAAAAAAAAAAAAAAAGAAGCUUGACAAACAAAUAUACUUGGUAUCAUUGUAAUGGUACAGUAUUUCCAUCAGUGUAAUUAUAGCUCUUUAACGUUUAGGAUGUCUGUCUCUCUCGUUCAGAACUCACAGGUCACAGAAGCCUGGAACAAGAUUGCCAAGUCAUUCAAAUGCUCAGCCAUAGAGGGUGAGUCACUCCUUUUCAUUUAACAUACUUGGCACCUCAGUGCCACAUUGAUACACGAUACAUUCAACCCCCUACGUCUUGUACUGGUAACUUGCCAAAUCACAUACCCUGACUUUUUUUCAAAUGUUACUCUCUCUCCUCAGGCAUGCUUUCCCAUCAGUUGAAGCAGCAUGUUAUUGAUGGAGAGAAAACCAUCAUUCAGAACCCCACGGACCUGCAGAGGUGAGUGAGAGACAUUAACCAUUUAAUAUUAGUCCCAAGACCUCUGGCUUGUUUAGUUUUACUUGUAAGAUGCAUAUCUGUUAUUGUUUGUUGUAUGUAUCUGAGGCACCGCUCUAGCCCUAAUAGUAAUUGCUCUUGGGACAAAAAGUUUUAUUGAAUUAUGAAUGGCCUUGUUUCUCUCACACUGUGUGCGUGUAGGAAGGACCACGAGAAGGCAGAGUUUGAGGUACACGAGGUGUACGCUGUGGAUGUGCUCGUCAGCACCGGAGAAGGCAAGGUGAGGACAAACAUUCACUCAACAUUCCAGUCGCGUGAGGCUCAAACCCCUUGAUGGGUUGUGCUAGAAUCUAUUAAGUUAUCACAGUCAGGAGCAGCAAAACAGUGAGGGGACAUUAUGCAUUGAAUUACUCUAUUGUCCAUCUCCUGUCAUCACUUUGUAUAUGCUUUAAACCCCCUUCCUUUCAUUGCUCUAACUUCCCAUGUGUUCUACUCCACUACAGGCGAAGGAUGCAGGCCAGAGGACCACCAUUUACAAGCGGGACCCAGACAAGCAGUACGGGCUGAAAAUGAAGACAUCCAGAAGUUUCUUCAGUGAGGUGGAGAGACGCUUCGAUGCCAUGCCCUUCACUCUCAGGUAGCACAUCAGCCGCAGGGAGCGUACUUUUACCUACAAUGAAUAUCAUACUUUUACCUACAAUUAAUAUUAUAUUUUUACCCAGAACACCUUAAAUGUCAACUAGGGAAAUUGAGGUUGUUCAAAUUGAUCAAUUGAAUAAGGCACAAUAUAGUUUUUUCCCGAUUUAGACUAUUUGAUCCAAAAGACUACAUCCAUUUGCUCUCAUUCACCCCCAACUGAUAAUGCUUAAUUAUGUUUUUUGGUUUCCUCAGUUGUAAUGCCUAUUAGAUAUGUGAUGUUUUGGUCCUCUAUUGCCUUUUUUUAUAUUCUCCCCCCCUCUCCCUCGGUCUCUCUUUCUCCCGUUCUGUCUCUCAGGGCGUUUGAGGAUGAGGGCAAGGCCAGGCUGGGUGUGGUGGAGUGUGCCAAACAUGAACUGCUGCAGCCCUUCAACGUUCUGCACGAGAAAGAAGGUGAGUUGGAAGAUCUAACCAUACAGAGGCUAUGCAUUUAGGCUAAAGUACUGUACGUUACGGUUCGUGAAAAUGUGUCAGAUAAUCCUUUAAGGGAUGUGAAGGUGACUUGAAACGCAAAUGAAAUAUUUCUUCAUUGAUUCAGUUCACCACUUUACCAGUCCAAAUGAAAGUGUCAUAACCAAAUUGUUAUAAGCCUAAACUUAAUGGCUUUUUUUCUGUGUGAGAGUCUAGGCGAGUUUGUUGCCCAGUUCAAGUUCACUGUGCUGCUGAUGGCCAACGGACCCCUACGCAUCACCACAGGGCUGUAUGAGCCGGAGCUGUAUAAGUCUGAACACGAAGUGGAGGACGCAGAUCUCAAGGUAAAGCAAGACAGAUGGCCUACUGCUCCUACUGGGGAGCUGCACUAGGGCUUCGGGGAAACACUUAUUAGCUCCCACACUGGACGUGUAACUUUUUGCCUACGUCAGCAGAGCGCAAGCCACUUUAUUGGGUGUGACUUGGCUUUUUCAAAGUAAUUAUGUCGUUAUGUCCUAAACGGACAUAGUUGAUUUGUUGUUGUGUUUUCUCAAAAACCAACCUUUCUUUCCCCAGGCCUUGCUCCAAAGCUCAGCGAGCCGGAAGACGCAGAAGAAGAAGAAAAAGAAGGUAGGCUAACUAAAAGGUUGCAGGUUCGAAUCCCCGAGCCGGCAAGGUAGAAAAAUCUGCCAUUCUGCCCUUGAGCAGAAUGGCAAACAACAACUGCUCUCCAGGGUGCUGAUGACAUGGACGUUGAUUAAGGCAGCCCCCCGCACCCCUUAUUCAGAGGGGUUGGGUUAAAUGUGGAAGACACAUUUCGGUUGAAUGCAUUCAGUUGUGCAACUGACUGUGUCCCCUUCCCCUACUAUUUAAUGUAAAUACAUCCUGGUCUCCCUUGGGAAAGAGGUUUUCUCACCUCAAUGGGACUUCCUUGUUAAAUACAUUUAAAAAGGACACAUGUUAAUGUGAUGUAAAUACACAUUUUAUAAGAGUUUUGCCUCAAUCCCUCAACCCACUUUUUCCCCUUGUGACAAGGCUUCAAAGACUGUGGAAACUGAAACGGCACCAGGACAGCCAGCGCCGGAGGUCAAAGAGACUGAAGCUGCAGAAUAAAACCUUGCACCCCCUGACCUAGUCUUCGUCUCCCAAUAAUACUGACAGACAUUUGACAACUGACCAACCCAAAGAACAGAACAGAUGUCAAGACCUUCCAUCAUGCGCUCCUGUCCUGAGAUGCCAGCCUUGCAGUGCGGCCUAGCCUUUUGUGAUAAAUACCUCCAAAUGUGAACUGAUGUCAGACUGUACAGGGGAUGGUGCUGACCCUUCUAAAUUCAAAUUAUGUCACAUCCCAUUUCAAUCUCACUGUCCUUGAGACAGCAGGGUUCUCCCCAGAAUAGUAACCACUAAGUGACACCUAGAGGGAUAUUGAGUAGUAGAAGGGCAUUUUCCUGAGUAGACUCUGUGGGAGACACGUUUUUACCAUACAGUCGUUGAGCCUUGGGACUGUAAUGAAAGUCAACAGUGAAUAAUAAAAUAUAUGAAAGCAAAGCACGACAGUGGAGGGUAUGAUACGAUUACACUGCGCCAAUGAUUAUUCUGAAGGAAAACCUUUGCCGUCAUAACCAUGGAUGUCAGUGUGUGUAUUAGUGAAUUAAAUGUGUAAUAACUUGAACCCUCCAUUAAACCUACUUAAAGCUAUUCUAAACAUAUGAAAGACCUUAUAAACAGCCAUGCUAGCAAAUGACGGCUGACUACGUUGCGACUCGAAUCGUUAUGUACAGUAGAUAAGCAAAUUCCUUAGGGGCGUACCUAGCUAUUUAUCUUACCAACUGUUUGUAACAACUGCCUGAAGUCAGUUUCUAUGGAUAUGUCCCCUAACAGGACUACAUAUUACAUUGAUUUUUCGAACAGGGAAUCGGAUAAGGGGCUUGCUCUACGCACCACACACACAAAAAAAUUUUUUUUGUCAUUGUUAUGCCCAAUGAUGAAGGGUUCAAAUGUUCACAUUAUUAAAUGAUUUGUUAUCUAUACGACCGCCAUAAUUCAGUUCAUAAUACACUGGUACUGCCAAUUCGUCAAUGAAUUGAACCUAUAUUAGUCAGUGUUUACAUCCGUUUCCAUAGUUGUUUAAUACCUGAUACUUAAUUGUAAAAUAAAUCAUCCCAGUUUCUGGCUAUUUUUAGAUUCAUUUUUACUAGAAACAUUACCAAGGCGGCAUCAAAUAACACAACUCUAUUAUAUUGAGUUUGGGUAUGAGGCAACUGACCAAAGGACUAACUAACCAACUGCCGCACCACUAGUUAUUGUGGGGUUUUCGUUCUGAAUAGGAUAUUAGAGGGAGAGAUCAUCCCAUCAUUGUGGGAAUGUUUCUUACUAGGUUGAUUACUUUCUAAGUUUGUUCUCAUGAAAGAAAUGUAUCCUCUCUUGUAUUGUAAAUGUGUAUGGAUAUAAUUCUUCAAAAGUCUUUAUUUAGGAAGUAAUAGAAGUCUUCCCAAUAAAAUUUGGUAUUUUGGAAGCCC